Molecule: messenger RNA, 1914 nt
Organism: Paramecium sonneborni
Lineage: Eukaryota; Ciliophora; Oligohymenophorea; Peniculida; Parameciidae
Source: the annotation of a GenBank genome assembly
AUGUAAUAAAUAUUGAAUGAAGGAGGAAACAGAAAUCCAAAAUAAAAUUAAUUUGAAUGGAGAUCGAUCACUCCUGAAAGAGAAUUUGGUUAAAUGUUACAAGGUAAACCUUUGAUAACAGAACCAAAUGAAAAUAAAUAAACAGCUAAAUCUAUGAGUUAAGAAAAUAACAUCAAUAAUCACGAUUUCUAAUAAAAAUACACUAAUUUAAAUAAGUUAUUAAUACCUGAUAAUUAAUAAUAAAAAUUUUAGAGACCUUUAAAUUACAUGUAAACUUCUCUUAAAAAAAUGUCAGAAAUUGGUUAACAAAUCAAUUCAAUCUUACAAAAAUUUAAAUAAAAUAGAAUCCAUAGACCUUAAUCAGAUCUAAAUAUGUUUGAUAAGCAUUCUAUGAUGAAAAAAACUAGUUAAAACGACAUUAGUCUAUCAACUAAUUUGAAUUUAAAUCAUAGUUAUAUUGAUAAUCGUGGCACUGAAACUGAAAGAUCAUAUUUUUAAUACAAAAAUUAAAAAGAUAAUGGAAAAUAAUAGUAAAAUAAGGAUUCAAAGGAUUAUUAAUUCCUAUUUUAAAAUAGCAAUAAUUAGUUUUAAACAAAUUCUUUAAAAAAGAUAAUUGAAAAAAAAAUUGCUCUAGCUAUGCAAACUAAUAAUAAUAAUAACUUAUAUAAUGAUUACAAAAAGUAAAUUAAUAAAGAAUCUAAAUAAGAUAGAUCAUAUAAUAUUCAAAAAUAUAUAACAAAUAAAUUCUUAAGAAACUCAUCUUGUUUAUAACCAAAUGAAAAAAGCGACAGAAAGAAUAAACAAAUGUCAAGUUAUUUUUCAUAGAAUCAUUAUUCAAAAAGUUAAUCAUCAUUUUUAAUUGAGAGAGAAAAUAGCAAAUCUGAGAAUACGACAAGUCGUAAUAACAGAAUUCGAGUUUCUAGUUAUAUAAAGACUCCUACUAAAAAUAAUAGUGAUUUAAUUAAGCAAUUUAGUCCUAGAUUUAUUUCUUAGCAAUUAUCUUCAUAUUAAGUAAGUUCAAGCAAAAUAAAUUCAUUAUUAUCAUCAAUGAACAAAGAUAUUGAAAAAAUAAAAACCUCUAAUAAUAAUAAUAUCUAAAAUUUGAAUAUUUAUCAUAUAUAGGCAAUACCAUUAUUUUUAAGUAACGAUCCAAAUUAAACUCAUGUAAUUGUAGGAUGUUCUGAUUUAACAGUUCGUGCAAUUAAUUUAUACUCAGGUAGAAUUUAAGUAUUGGGGAAACAUUAAAAACCAAUCAAAUCAAUUACUAAAAUUGUGAUAUAAUAAAAUUAUAAGACUUUCUAUUCUUGUUCUUUAGAUAAUUAAAUAAUUCAGUGGGUAAGUGAAUCGAUGCAUGGUACUUAUCGAUUAAAACAUUCUUGGAGGAUGGAUGAAGUUCCUUUAUAACUAUACUAAACUGAGAAAGGUGUAUUAUAUAUUGUAACAGCCAAUUACAUUUUCUAUUUUUCAUCAGUUACAAAAAAAUAAAUAACAUAUCAUGGUGUUUUUAAUUGCAUGAUUUAAACAUCUAGUAAUAUUUUGAUUGCUAUUGAUAAUUUCAUUUACAAAUUAUAAGCUGACUCUUUGUAAUUAGUUUGCACUUCAAAGAAACCUAUAAAAAAUAUGAUAUAUGAGGAAGGUUUACUUUAUGUGCUAUAAAGAGAUGGUGCUUUAUUAAUAUAUGAAGAAGCAAAACACCUAAAAUUUAAUUCAGAGAUUGACAUUGGAGCUAUGAAUAUCUUUAGCAUGUAAAAUGGUUAUAUAAUUAUUUAAACAAAUGAUAGUGAAUUUAUUGUUUAUUCUUAACAAAUAAGUAAGUCAUAUCAAAUAGAUGGUAAAAUCAAAUGUUUGUUAGCCUUACAAUAAAUGUUAUUAAUUGGUAGUAAUAAGAAAUUGGUAGAAACCCUAAAAUUUUGA